Messenger RNA from Rhododendron vialii, 1860 nucleotides. RefSeq lists its product as uncharacterized. The transcript is spliced from 14 exons. NCBI's taxonomy places the organism in Eukaryota, Viridiplantae, Streptophyta, Magnoliopsida, Ericales, Ericaceae. The record is from RefSeq and is a predicted model, not a curated record. Bases 419 to 1576 code for a protein of 385 amino acids.
CUCUCUCUCUCUCUCUCUCUCUCUCUCCACUUUCCACUUGAAACAACAGAGCCAGGCAAGCACAAACCGAUGGAAAAAGGAGCAGAACACCUCUCUCUCUCUCUCUCCAUUAUAUGGGAGUAUAUAUAGUCGCGGCUGUGCUUUGUCUUUUGGGUCUAAAAUAAAGGGGUUUUCCAGAAUUCCAGAGGUUCUGAAAUUUAAGUGCACAAUUACUUCUUUUGCGUAUUCCAUACGGCGCCGUUUCACCGCCACCUUUUCUGUUUCCUUCUUUCCCCUGCCUUUCCCUUAUUCUUUCCUUUGCUUUACGCACGUUCCACCUCUUUGUUCUGAUUCAUUCCCAAAAGGCCAAUUUUUUCCCCAUCCUUUUUCAUUCGGGACUUCUGUGGAUGUUUGAAUUGACUGGAGAGGCUCAUACAAAAUGAAGACUUUCAAUUGUGUUUCUCUACUGUCGGAUCCAAAGAUUAAAUCUGGCCUCUGGAGUGUCUUUGUUACUGCUUUGCUGAUUUGUGGUGCUUACUUUGUUGGUAGUGCAGUCCUUACAAAAGAUUUCACAGAGAUAUCACUAGGAUGGGAAAUGAAUUACACAAGGAACAAUACACAAUCUGAUAAAUGCAAGAAACAAUGCAGGCAUGUUGGCAGUGAGGCAUUGCCAGAAGGGAUUGUUGUCCAAACUUCUAACUUGGAAAUGCUUCCUUUAUGGGGUCCUGUAGAAAAAAAUAACAAUUCAAAGCCUUCAGCAAAUUUAUUGGCCAUUGCAGUUGGAAUAAAGCAAAAGGAAAUAGUGAACCGAAUUGUUGAAAAGUUUCUCGUAAAUGGUUUUGUUGUGAUGCUUUUUCACUACGAUGGUGUUGUGGAUGAGUGGUGUGAUUUAGGGUGGAGUAGUCGUGUCAUCCAUGUCUCUGCCCUGGAUCAAACAAAAUGGUGGUUUGCCAAGCGUUUCUUACAUCCGGACAUAGCAGCUGAAUAUGAUUACAUAUUUCUUUGGGACGAGGACCUUGGAGUUGAAAAUUUUGACCCUGAACGGUAUCUUUCUAUUGUCAAAGAUGAAGGACUUGAAAUAUCACAGCCAGCACUUGAUCCGGGUAAAUCGGAGGUCCAUCAUCAACUUACUGCACGGAGGAGGAAUUCCAAAGUGCAUAGAAGGUUCUACAAGUUUAAGGGCAGUGGAAGGUGUGACAACAACAGCACAUCUCCUCCAUGCAUAGGUUGGGUGGAAAUGAUGGCACCCGUGUUCUCAAGAGCAGCUUGGCGAUGUGCAUGGUAUAUGGUCCAGAAUGACUUGAUCCAUGCAUGGGGCUUAGAUAAGCAACUUGGUUACUGUGCACAGGGUGAUCGGACAAAAACCGUUGGUGUAGUUGACUCUGAGUAUAUAGUGCAUCUUGGUGUUCCUACACUUGGUGUUUCAGAUGGCAACAAGGAACCUUCUGGCGUUCACAGAGCUAAUAAUAGAACAGAAGUGAGGAGACAAUCCUUCAUUGAAAUGCAGAUUUUCAAGAAAAGGUGGAAUGAUGCAGUUGAUAACGACAAAUGUUGGGUCGAUCCGUAUCAAAAAUCAGUUGAGCAGAAAAGCCAUUAGUGUAUAUAUUUAGUGCUUCAAUGAAGAUCAAUCACAACAAUACAAACUUCAAACAAAUCACAAUACAUGCAUUUUCUUGAAAGAAAGAAAGAUCCCAGGACAGAUCCGAAGAGCCCCAGAUGCCAAAUUAAUGAGUAAUCUUUUGUUCAUUUGCUCUUUUAAUUUACAGGGAGGGUUGUUGUCCCUACAAAGUAGAAUAGGCAAUUGUUGUUUGUGAGUUGAUUGUAUUGUUUUAUGUGGAAACAACUGCGACAAAUGUAAAUAGGAGUACUUUUUGGCUUUAA